Messenger RNA from Camponotus floridanus (Florida carpenter ant), 1697 nucleotides. Its product is annotated as venom serine carboxypeptidase. Gene Ontology annotation, molecular function: serine-type carboxypeptidase activity. The coding region runs from base 88 to 1497 and encodes 469 amino acids. Lineage: Eukaryota; Metazoa; Arthropoda; Insecta; Hymenoptera; Formicidae. The record is from RefSeq and is a predicted model, not a curated record. Gene Ontology annotation, biological process: proteolysis. The transcript is spliced from 2 exons.
AUUAGCGAUGAAGCUACCAGUCGACACAUUCACUGCUCUCACAAGUCGCAGUGAGGAGCCUAUUAAUCGCAAUUUGCAACCAGUAAUAUGAACAGGAUACUCGUUGCAAUUCUGAGCUUAUUGUUCUUCGUAUUAUCUUACGAAGGUACAUAUGCAUUCUUCAACGUAUAUCCGAAACUCAAAGAAUAUCCUCUCGCUGACGGAGAGGAUCCUGGUACACCGCUUUUCCUGACACCUUUGAUAGAAAAUGGAGAAAUUCAAGAGGCGCGAACGAAGGCUCUCGUUCAACAUAAGGAUAUGGGCAAUGUUAUCAGUUACUCGGGUUAUUUCACAGUUAAUAAAAAAUAUAAUUCGAAUCUUUUCUUCUGGUUCUUCCCAGCUAUGAAUAAUCCAGAAACUGCACCAGUAGUUUUAUGGCUACAAGGUGGACCAGGUGGGACAUCCUUGGCUGGCCUUUUUUUGGAAAAUGGCCCAUUCAUUGUAACUGCUAAUAAAACUUUAAAGAUGCGACAAUAUUCAUGGACCUUGGAACACAAUGUAAUAUAUAUUGAUAAUCCGGUUGGUACUGGUUAUAGUUUUACUGAUAACAAGAAGGGAUAUGCCAGAAAUGAAGUAGAAGUAGGGAGAAAUCUUCAUACUGCUUUGGUACAAUUUUUCCUAUUAUUCCCAGAGUUACAAAAUAAUGAUUUCUUUGUCACUGGUGAGUCAUAUGCUGGGAAGUAUGUGCCAGCAGUGUCUCAUGCCAUUAAAAAUCAUAAUAUCAAAGCAAAAACAAAAAUUAACUUGAAAGGUCUAGCUAUUGGUGAUGGAUUAAGUGAUCCAGAAAACCAAUUACAAUAUGGCGAUUAUUUGUAUCAAAUCGGCCUGAUAGAUCAAAAUGGAAAGGCCGAAUAUCAAAAAUACGAACGAAAAGCCCGUGAGUAUAUUAAGCAAAAAAAAUUCGUCCAAGCAGAUGAGAUUUUUAAUAUACUCGUUAAUUCUGAUCCAAAUUCUCUGUUUUAUAAUUUAACUGGUUUUACAUAUUAUUAUAACUACUUAAAAGCAAAAGACCAUAGUAAUGAUUCUGAUUGGAUGUCCGAGUACAUUCAAAGAGUUGAUGUAAGAUCUGCUAUACAUGUGGGUAGUAAUAGUUUUCAUUACAUAGCUGACAUUGUCCAAGAAUAUCUAAUAAAAGACGAAGUGCAAUCUGUAAUAGGCUAUUUAGAAGAUCUUGUGGAACAUUACAAAGUACUCGUCUAUAAUGGACAAUUGGAUAUCAUUGUAGCAUAUCCACUCACUGAGAAUUAUAUACAGAAGAUGAAGUGGUCAGGGGCAUACAAAUUUGCAAAAGCACCGAGAAAAUUGUGGAUGGUCGGAAACGAUUUAGCAGGCUAUGCAAAAUCAGUUGACAAUUUAACAGAGGUUCUUGUGCGAAAUGCAGGCCAUAUGGUUCCUUAUGAUCAACCAAAAUGGGCAUUAGAUCUAAUUACCCGUUUCACACACAAUAAGGGAUUUUAAAUGAUUAUCUGUUAUUACAGGAUACAUAUGUUAAAAAAGCUACAGAUUUCAAUAAUACAUAUAAAUAGGUUUAUGUAUUAAAUAUAUCAAUAUAAGACGAUAUCUCAAUAAUAUUUAAAAUAUUCCAAAAAGUUUUAUGAAGUCAAAGAUGAAUACAAUAGAUUGAUGUAAUAAAAAUUAAUAAAUUUAUUUUUAAAAAA